This is a messenger RNA of Drosophila guanche, 5124 nucleotides long. It is a transcript of the gene Vav, whose product is annotated as protein vav. Gene Ontology annotation, biological process: cell migration; regulation of GTPase activity. Bases 410 to 3382 code for a protein of 990 amino acids. Gene Ontology annotation, molecular function: guanyl-nucleotide exchange factor activity; protein binding. The transcript has 10 exons. Gene Ontology annotation, cellular component: cytoplasm. The record is from RefSeq and is a predicted model, not a curated record. NCBI's taxonomy places the organism in Eukaryota, Metazoa, Arthropoda, Insecta, Diptera, Drosophilidae.
AAACCUGCGGUAACACUGGUCAAAAGAGAAAAACAAAAAAAAUUAAAAAAAUUAACGCCAGAGCCAGAAAAGUGCAGUGAAAGAAUAUCUGUCGAAGUUGUUAUCUGUCUGUCCGUCGUCUUGUGAUUUUGAUGUAGUGUGUGCAGCGUCGCGCUGCUGCAUCUGUGUAAUGUGUUAUCUGUAAUCUGUCCAGGAAAACCACGGCCCACGGAUACGGAUGAGGCCCAAUUGUUUUUAUUAACGCAACGAAGUUUGUGCGCGCGCCUGCCAUCGUGCCCCGGCAAUCGAGGCUCCCUCAGCAACAGCAGCAACAACACACACACACAUACACACGCCCAAGACCGAGGUCAACUACCACCCAAACUCCGCCUGCCUGCUCCCCCAAAAUUGGCCACCCCCAAUAUUGCAAAUGGCCUCCAACAACAACAACAACAAUAGCAGCAACAGCUUUGGCAACUCCCUUGGCGGCGGCAUCGCCGCUGUCAAUGCAGAUCUGUGGCGCGAAUGCGUUGCCUGGCUGACGCGAUGUAAAAUCAUUCCGCCCGACCACAAGGCCGCCCUGCCCGACGCCGAGAUCCGGAUACUGGCCAUGACGCUGCGGGAUGGCGUCCUCUUGUGCAAUCUGGUCAUCCAUCUGGAUCCGAGCAGCAUGGAUCCGCGCGAAUUCAAUCGCAAGCCCCAAAUGGCGCAGUUUCUGUGCAGCAAGAACAUUAAGCUUUUCCUGGAUGUCUGUCACAAUAAUUUUGGUAUACGCGAUGCGGAUCUAUUUGAGCCCACCAUGCUCUACGAUUUGACCAACUUCCAUCGGGUGCUGAUCACGCUCUCGAAGCUGUCGCAGUGUCGCAAGGUGCAACAGCUCCAUCCAGAUCUAGUCGGCUUCAACCUUUUGCUCUCGCCCAGCGAACGCUCCCAUUCGGAUGAGGCCAUCUACAAGGAUCUUCACUCCACUGAAAUGCGAAAAACCAACAGCAUCGAUGCCGCCGUUGUGCCUGCAUCCGCGUCCGCCGCCGCCGCCAGGGAAGGAUUCUACGAACGGACUUUGAAGAGCGGCUCUGGGUCCGUUUCGGUGGAGGAUGAGAACAGCGACAUAACCAUUGAGAAUGGCGUCGAGGACAACGAUAUCGAUGACAUGGAUGACAUCGGCGAUGGGACCAUGGACAAUGACUCGGGCAGUGGCGGCAGCGGGGGCUCCGGCAGUGGCAAUGGCGGUGGCAAUGGUUCCAUGAAAACCCUUUCAUUUGACCUCUCGCUGGACGACACGGCCUCUCUAGAGGGCGUGCCUGUGGCGACAGUCGCUUCACCGCCGGAGACCCUUGCGCCCACACGCACCACCGCUGCCCUGCUAAGGGAAGCCCCGAAGCCGAGCACCUCGGAGGCUGCUGCCGAGGCGUUCGCAUCGAAUGCAUCGUUUUGUGCAUCGACACUGUCACUGUUGCAUUCCUCCAACUCGUCGCUGUUCAUCAACGAGAGCCAGUGGCUGCAGAAGGCCGCCGCUGCUGUCUACAACUAUCAGUCAUGCCCGUCGAUUAGCUCCUCGGAGCAUGAGUACUCGUACAUCUACAGCGAGGACGAUGAGAAGGUCUACGAGGAUCUCUGCUAUGUUACCUUCCAAACGAAGCCAAAACCAGAGACAGCAUCAUCGACCAGCUUCGAGCAGCGCGACUACGUGAUACGGGAGCUAAUCGACACAGAGUCCAACUAUUUGGAUGUUCUCAAUGCCCUAAAGUUGAAGUUUAUGGGUCCGCUAGAACGGCACCUCAACCAGGACGAGCUACGAAUUAUAUUUCCACGAAUUAGGGAGCUGGCUGACAUACACACACGAUUCCUGGAGCGACUGCGGGAAGCCCUUUCGCCCAGCACCAAGCUGAGAAUGGCUCAGGUAUUCAUGGAUUUCCGUGAGCCUUUCCUCAUUUAUGGCGAGUACUGCAGCUGCCUGCUGGGCGCCAUUGACUAUCUGGCGGAUGUGUGCAAGAAGAAUCAGAUCAUUGAUCAACUGGUGCAGAAAUGCGAGCGGGAAUACAAUGUGGGCAAGCUGCAGUUGCGGGACAUACUGUCGGUGCCCAUGCAGCGCAUCCUCAAGUACCAUCUGCUGCUGGACAAGCUGGUGAAGGAGACGGCACCGCAGCAUGAGGACUACCGCUCGCUGGAGCGUGCCAAGGAGGCCAUGAUCGAUGUGUCGCAGUACAUCAAUGAGGUGAAGCGCGACUCGGACCAUCUGGUCAUCAUACAGAAGGUAAAGGACAGCAUAUUCGAUCUGCAUCUGCUGCAGAAUGGCAACGAUCUGCUGCAAUACGGACGCCUCCUGCUCGACGGGGAGCUGCACAUCAAGGCGCACGAGGAUCAAAAGACCAAGCUGCGGUAUGCGUUUGUCUUUGACAAGAUACUCAUAAUGGUGAAGUCGCUGCACAUCAAAACGGGUGACAUGCAGUACACAUAUCGCGACUCGCAUAACCUGGCCGACUAUCGUGUGGAGCAGAGCCACUCGCGGCGCACCCUCGGCCGGGAUACGCGCUUCAAGUAUCAGUUACUGUUGGCUCGCAAAUCGGGCAAAACGGCCUUUACGCUGUAUCUCAAGUCGGAGCAUGAGCGGGACAAGUGGCGCAAGGCACUGACCGAGGCAAUGGAGAGCCUGGAUCCGCCUGGCUGCCGCAAUACGGAUCACAAAAUGGAAAUAUUUACAUUCGAUACACCAACGUCAUGCCGGCACUGCUCCAAGUUUCUAAAGGGACGCAUCCAUCAGGGCUAUCGCUGCAAGGUGUGCCUCAUAGCCGUACACAAGGGCUGCAUCUCGUCGACGGGUCGCUGCAAGCAGAACCCCAUUACCCAACCGCCGCCAGUCUGCGAUCGACAGCUAACCGAAUUCAAUUGGUUUGUGGGCAACAUGGAUCGCGAGACCGCGGCCAAUCGUUUGGAGAAUCGACGCAUUGGCACGUAUUUGCUGCGCGUACGACCCCAGGGGCCAUCGACGGCACAUGAAACGAUGUAUGCCCUGAGCCUAAAAACCGAUGAUCAUGUGAUUAAGCAUAUGAAAAUCAAUCAGGAAAUCGGCACAGAGGGCAUGCUCUAUUGCCUGUCGGCACGGCGGCACUUCAAGACGAUUGUUGAGCUGGUUUCCUACUACGAAAGGAAUGAUCUAGGCGAGAAUUUUGCGGGAUUAAAUACUUUGCUGCAGUGGCCAUAUCGUGAGGUAAUAGCCACUGCCCUGUACGAUUACGAACCAAAGCCGGGCAGCAAUCAACUGCAGCUGCGCACCGACUGCCAGAUAUUGGUUAUAGGCAAGGAUGGGGACAGCAAGGGCUGGUGGCGUGGCAAGAUUGGUGAUACAGUUGGGUAUUUUCCGAAGGAGUACGUGCAGGAGCAUUCGCCUAAUGACGAGCUUUGAUAUUAUAAUUCGCUUGUCUAUUUUGGUACACCCAAGGCCAUGUCGCCCGUAGAGGCAGCCAUUAAUGUAGUCGAAAUUGUAGCACCAGCAGCUGUUGUUGUGCCAGCAGCCAUACUCCUGGAGGGUAUACCCUGCCUAACCAGCCUCACGACCACCACCGCUGCUGCUGCUGCUGUCACCGCUGCAACCGCCACCACAACCAGCAGCAACAGCAACGGCAGCACCAACAACAGCAGCCUCAACCAGUGGGUCAGAUAGAUGCGGCAGCCACAGCCACAGCGACAGCACAUCCCUCCCGCACCCCGCCCCACAAACCUGCAUCCUAGUUAAAUAUACAUAUGUAUACAUAUAUAUUUUUUUUAAUUAUACAAAUUGUUUUUAUGUUUAUGUUUAAAGGUGUAAUAUUUUAUAUUUUGUUUGUUUGUUUUUCUCUCUGUUUAGUGUACGAAACAUUUGUGCCAAAACCUACAGAACAAAUAACGAAACAAAAACAAAAACAAACCACAAAAGUUUAAACGAAAAUGUUCUUAUAUGUGUGUGUAUGCAUGUGUUUAUAUAUUUUAAGCUUAAGAAAACCAAUUAAUUGCCUAAGUUUUAAUUUAUGCACAAUGCACAAAAAGAAAACAAAAAGAAGCUUUAAAAAAGGAACACAAAAAAGUGCAUCUACCGUAUAAAUCAUAAUCUAUUAUACACCUACCGUAUAUGUAUGUAUGUAGCAUAUAUAUAAUGAAUGUAAACACACACACACAAAAUGUAUGCAACAAGGGCUACCAAAACAACAAAAAACAACGAGGAUGAUGAAUGAAUGAUGAUGGAAGUAAUAGCUUUAUCCAUAACAAUAUAUACGUCACAUACAAAUAUAUUUGUCUGAUCAUGAUUGAUCCAAGCACUCACACACACACACAGAGUUUUAGGCCAGCCAAUUUAUAUACAUUAUAUAUUACUCAUUAUGUACCUACUACACUUUAUACAUAUUUAUAUUAGCCACGGCUAAGCGGUCCACUCAACGAAUUCAACGAAAUUUUGUGAGCAUUAUAACGAACGAAACAUUAGGCUAUAUAUAGGACACGUCAGUCAGGGAAUACCCUUGGUGUCUCUUUACAUACAUACAUACUAAAACCAUUUGUGUUGUCUUUUGGAUCGCAGGACCCUCCACAUACACAUGCAUAUAUAAUGUAUUUGCUGAUAAUUGUCAAAAAGUCAAGCAACAGUUGUUUAAUCGUUCAAAAAAAGGCACAACAAAUCAGCACACAAUAGAAGUAAUAAAUAAACACAAAGAAACCAGCGUAUAGUUGAUAAGACUCUCCAGCUAUCCACCUAUCUAUCCAUCUAUUUAUGUAUCUUUGUACCUUUGUAUUCGAUGCAUUCAAUUCUAUGUUUAUAAUGUAUUUAUUUAUGGUUUCAUAUACAUGGCAUGGCAAAAUGUUAACAAUUCCAUAUAAUGCAUUUAAUAACCGACUUGUGAGCACAACCCCUUCUUGCUGCUUAACCAACUCUAGCACUAUAAUAAUACCCAAAAACCUUAACUUUAACCCCAGCUAGCAACCAGAAACCAGCAGCCUCCAGGUAUCCCAUGCGGAAAAAUGGUAGCUCUCUCUCUAUCUUUCUCUUUUGGCAGCUACUAAACUUAGAGCUAAGAUAAAUGUUGUUUGCAAAUCGCAAUUGCUUCCAUGUUCUCUCUACCUAUGCCAAAUGUAUAACGUUAACAAAUUGUGUCUGUGCUUCUUUGUCUAAGAUUUCAA